Molecule: messenger RNA, 583 nt
Organism: Cotesia glomerata
Lineage: Eukaryota; Metazoa; Arthropoda; Insecta; Hymenoptera; Braconidae
Exons: 3
Coding region: 44-583 (179 amino acids)
Source: RefSeq, a predicted model, not a curated record
AGAAAUUGAAGAUGAUGUCCCAUUUACAAAAAUACAUCGGACUAUGAUGCGUUGGCGAGGAACAGCUACACUACCUGAGCUAACAACGUUCAUAAAUGUACUAGACAACUUACACACCGAUAAGUGGGAGUUCUUGAGAAGCUACUCGGUAGGCCCAAACGAUCCUCAAAUGUUUGAGGUAACAGCCAUCGGAGAAAGAGGGCUGCUAUUUUAUGACUCUAAUUUUAUACGCGAGUUGACGAUUGACGGAUUGUAUGUAAGUACAACAAAAAUCGUACCGGAUAUCCAUGAAGCAAAAUAUUUGACCUUCGUCAUGGCAGCUAUGAACGGAUAUGCAUUCCCAAUAAUGUGGAUUAUUUCGACUGAGUACUCAGCUCAAAUUGUGAAGAAGAUCGUUCUUGAAAUCAAGAAUAUCCUGAAUGAUGCUGACGCAACUUUCAACGCUAUAUUUGUUGAUAGCUACUACGAACUACAAGACCAAAUAAGCGAUAAUUUUCAGGAAAUACAAAAAAAAGUAACAUCAUUCGAUAGCUACUGCAAAGUUUUACGUGCAAUUGCUUAUCGGUUUUUAAAUGAUGAAUAA